Coprinopsis cinerea okayama7#130 is the source of this 5985-nucleotide messenger RNA. RefSeq names its product RUM1. Gene Ontology annotation, biological process: chromatin remodeling. The transcript is spliced from 12 exons. Gene Ontology annotation, cellular component: nucleus. NCBI's taxonomy places the organism in Eukaryota, Fungi, Basidiomycota, Agaricomycetes, Agaricales, Psathyrellaceae. The record is from RefSeq and is a predicted model, not a curated record. Gene Ontology annotation, molecular function: histone demethylase activity; DNA binding. Bases 1 to 5985 code for a protein of 1994 amino acids.
AUGCACGGCAGCCCGUCUGCCUCGACCACCCGUGGGACUCCCUCUCGCAGGGGGAAAUCCCCGCGAUUUUCAUCCGACAGCCUGUCACAGCCUGGUUCGAGCACAGGCAAUACAGGUAUCACCAACAAACCCCCAACCACCUUCAUUUCUUCCCUGGACAUCCCUGUAGAGGGCGCAAUCCCAAUUGAGACCGAUUCGGACGACAAAUCCACCACUGACAAACCAUCAACCGCCGCGGCCAACGACUCGAAACGAGCGCCUCGAAAAUCGAAAACAGAAGCCAUCGCUGCUCUCAAUUCCCAAGCGAGAUCAAGUGCUGAAGAGAACGAGGAAACAGAGCAGCUCGAAGACCUCGCGGACCGCUAUCGCAAUAUGCCACCCAUUCAAGUUUCCCCACAUUUGGACCUAUCAACUGUCAAAACCCCCAGUUCCUCGAGGCGGGCAAAGCCAGCGACAGACGCCCACCGACCGUUUGGGCUCCAGAACUGUCCAGAAUUUCAUCCUACCACCGAGGAAUUCAAGGAUCCGAUGGCGUACAUUCGGUCCAUCUCUGACCGUGCAAAGGACUAUGGCAUCUGCAAGAUCAUUCCUCCAGAGGGGUGGAGGAUGCCUUUCGUUACGGAUACGAAGACAUUCCGCUUCAAGACUCGGCUCCAAAGGCUGAAUUCGAUCGAAGCGUCCUCCCGGGCGAAGCUGAACUUCUUGGAACAGCUCUACCGCUUUCACAAGCAACAAGGAAACCCUCGUGUAGUCGUUCCAACGAUCAACCACAAACCUUUGGAUCUAUGGCUGCUGCGGAAGGAGGUGCACAAGAUGGGUGGCUACGAAGCUGUAACGAAGGGGAAGAAAUGGUCGGAUUUGGGGCGAACAUUAGGGUAUCGUGGGAUCCCUGGUUUGUCGACUCAACUGAAGAAUUCGUAUACUCGGGUCAUCCUUCCAUUCGAACACUACACUGAAAGGGCGAGAAACUCACCCACGAUGGCGUCGAAUGCCAAUCGCGAGCCGCCGCUCAGAAUUCAUCUCAAUCUGGCUUCCAUAGCGAAAGCUGUUAAAGGACCGUCACCACCCUCUACCGAGGGGACCAGUCCUCCCGGGAGUCCUUUGACAGCCACCUCGAGUCCACUUUCGGAACCCCCGGAGGAAUCAGGGGACAAGGACAAAGGCGGGGCGUCUCGUCCACGUCGCAGUACCCGAAUGAGCUCCGUCGAGCAAUCCCCGAGGAAAGCGGUUCCCGCUGUCCCUCCACCCGUGUUCUACGACAAACAGGGACCGCGAGACGCAUCUGGGGAGUUUCUAACUCUGAACUCUCACAGCAUUGCGAGAUCUGCCAUAAACGUAAUCGUGGGGAAGAAAUGCUCUUAUGCGACGGCUGCGAUUGCGGUGGGUAUCUUGGUUAUUGAGCGUUGGUUCCACAUCUUCUGUCUUGACCCGCCGCUGACCUUCAUCCCGAAGGAACAGUGGUUUUGCUUUACUUGCCUUUCGGGUACUGGAGGUGAUUUCGGCUUCGAUGAGGGCGCAGAGCACAGCCUUUCUACCUUCCAAGCACGCGACUUAGAGUUCAGGAAGUUGUGGUUCGAGACCCACCCGCCUCCAGGCUCUACAAACAGGAUGGUAGACGAUGAAGAUCCGACAAUCAGCCACUUUGGUAAUGUGGCUGUUUCGGAAUACGACGUCGAAGAAGAGUUUUGGCGGCUUGUGGCUUCUCCUCAUGAAACUGUUGAGAUCGAGUAUGGGGCAGAUGUCCACUCGACCACCCACGGGAGUGACAGUGCGAUGCCCACCAUGGAGACACACCCUUUGGAUCCCGCUUCGAAGGACCCCUGGAAUCUUAACAACAUUCCCAUCCUCCCUGAUUCCCUCCUCCGGUUCAUCAAAUCGGAUAUAUCUGGUAUGACAGUGCCCUGGACAUAUGUCGGCAUGGCCUUUUCGACCUUCUGCUGGCAUAACGAAGAUCAUUACACAUACAGCAUCAACUAUAUGCACUGGGGUGAGACGAAGACGUGGUACGGUAUCCCGGGAGAUGACGCGGAGAAGUUCGAAGCUGCAAUCAUGAGCGAGGCUCCCGACCUCUUUGAGAACCAGCCCGAUCUACUUUUCCAACUGGUUACCCUGAUGAACCCUCAGCGGUUGACGGAGGCUGGUGUUCGCGUUUUCGCGUGUAACCAGCGUGCCGGAGAGUUCGUGAUCACUUUCCCCAAGGCCUAUCACGCAGGGUUUAACCAUGGACUCAACUUCAAUGAAGCCGUCAACUUCGCCUUGCCUGAUUGGCUUCCCCUGGGCCGGGAUUGCGUCCAGCGUUACCGCGAACACCGCAAGCUUCCCGUUUUCUCUCACGACGAACUUCUCAUUACCAUCACCCAACAAUCUCAGUCAAUCAAGACAGCGAUCUGGCUCGUCGAUUGUCUUCGAGAAAUGACCGAGCGAGAAUUCGAGGACCGAAAGAAGGUUCGAGCGCUCGGACUGGCAGAAAUUUUAAAAGAAGAGGACCACCCCGAGGAACAAUAUCAAUGCCAUGUCUGCAAAGCCUUCUGCUACCUUUCACAGGUUGUCUGCCAGUGCACCACCCGCGUUGUCUGUGCUGACCACGUCGAGCUCCUCUGCGAAGCUAAAUCCCCACACAACAUGACAUUGCGGAAGCGGUUUUCAGACGAAGAGUUGACCGAAACGCUUGCUAGGGUCUCGGAACGGGCAUCCCAACCCACCGCUUGGCGGUCGAAAUUGGCCAGACUCCUCACUGAAAAUGCUCGACCGCCUCUUCGUUCCCUUCGGGCUCUGCUGGCAGAAGGAGAUCGUAUCAACUAUCCCCUACCAGAAAUGCCCAAUCUCAGGAAGUGCGUCACUCGUGCGAACGAGUGGGUCGACUUCGCAAACUCCUUCAUCAUUCGGAAGCAAAGCCGGAAACGCUCACGCCGUGGUCGAGGAAGGCCGUCCACCGCUGAUUUAGGCCCAUUCAAUCCAGAAGAUCCCAACGACCGUCCUGACAGAGGGUUGGACGAGCUGUACGCACACCUCCGAGAGGUGGAAAACCUGGGUUUCGACUGUCCCGAGAUCAAUACCCUCAAGACUCUUGCCCAACAAGCUGAGGACACUAAGGCCAAAGCCAUCGCCCUCCUGAAAGCUUCCCCAGCUGAGCAGGAGCGUUCCGAGUUCCUUCAAGAAUGCAAGCGCCUGUUGCUCGAAGGUUCCUCACUUAACGUCCUUCUCGAUGAGCUGAACGAAGUCGAGAAGAUUGUUGACCGCGAACAACUCGUCAACGAACUUGACGAGAAGCUCGAGGAAGGAGACGAGAACUCCUUCACUCUUGAGGAAGUCCGUCAGCUUCUCACUCGGGCUCGCUCGUGUGGCCUGCCUUCGGACAACAAGCACAUGCAGUUCCUGGAGGCUCGACUUCGCGAAGGAAACACCUGGGAAGAGCGCGCCAGGGCUGUCUUGGAGCAGCCCAUCAAGACGAUCGCCGAACUGGAGGAAUUUGCCGACAUGGAUUCCAACAUUCCUAUCGAUCCCACUAUUAUUGAUCGACUGAUGGCAGCUCGGGCGAAGGCACUCGACUUCAAGAAACAGGCGAAGGCAUGGCUCGCCUGCGCAGAUGCCGACGGUCCCAAGUCACGUAUUUCUGAAGCUCUUCGGUUAGCCGCUCGCUCGGAGAAAGACUUCAGUAUUCCCGAGGUUACCGAAUUGAAGAAGGCCGCCGAGUGGGCCCUCGACCUCGAGAGCAAGUCCGAGAGUGUCCUUCGCAAUCGGUAUCAACUCGACAUGGACGAGGACUUGUUCGCCACCAUUAAGAAGUGGCAAUCACACGCCGUCAAUCACCUCAGGAUGUACUCCCUUCCCACUUUCGAGAAACUGACUGAGCAAGUUCGACUCCACGAGUUGUGGUUGCGCGACCUUCCCUGGUUCUGUCCUGACCACAACACAACCCAUAGCGAGGAGCUUCUCGCUGAUGUCCUGGACUGCACACGACCCGAGGAUGACGCUCCGCCCACCGACGAAUAUUACACUUGCAUCUGCAAUCAUCCUGUCCGACCUCCUCCUCCCGGCGUUGUCUCGGAUGCUGUCCAGUGUGACCACUGCUUUGCCAGAUUCCAUGGUGAAUGUGCGAAGAACGGUGGAUCAUGCCCAUUCUGCGAUCACCAUCAUUGGAACGGAACCAUUCACAAGCAACGCAGUUGGCACUUCUGCUACUUGCCCAUGCUGGCGAGGAAAGCUCCGGAGAUCUCUAAGCACUAUUCUCGAGAUUUCCGUGAAUUGGAACUCAUUGUCCACCGCGUGGACCGAUUGUCCGCGUCCAUUGGGCAGUUCUUGUCCUAUACCUCUCAGCCUGCUCACCAACGACCAGAGUUUAUCCCUCAAGUUCGACACUACAUGCGCAAGCUCUUCCGCAUCCAGUUUGCAGUGUCCCCUAAUCCUGACAUCUCCUAUGGUUUGGAUCUUGCUGGGCUCCAUCGAAUUUUGGCCACAAGGCCUGCCGUCGCGCGACCAAAGAAGCGUCGCCGUCCCCGGUUCACCUUUGGUCAAGACGUCGACAAAAAUUGGUCGGAUGGCACGCGGUGUAUUUGUCGAGGUGUCACUGGGUAUCUCUUGAACAAACCCAAGGUCGAGUGCCUGCAGUGUCAGAGGCUGUACCAUGUUGGUUGCGUCUUCUUCCCAGUGGACGACCAUCCUCCAACCAUGCAACCAGUCUUCCAAUGCCCCAUAUGCUGCCUGCGAAGGGGCAAACGGUACGAAUACUCCGAUGUCCGGGUCAGGCCGUCAGUUCAUAUGGGUAGGGUGGAAGAUGAUCUCUAUGUCAACACGGAAGAAAUGUUGGAGACUUUCAGCCGGGAGCUCAUCUUCAAGAAGCUUUCUCAACCUGUUGGACGAACUCUCUUUGUAGAGUUGGUCAACUAUCAACCAGGGUCGGAUACUCUGGCUCCACCACCAGGUCCAGUCGCCUCUGGCUCGAGGACUUCGAUUAUGCAGCAGCACAACAUGGCACCGCCUCUCCCUCCUCCUCCACCCCCUCCUCCACCGCAUCAUACUACCACGGGGCAUCAUGAACAAAUUUUACACCUGUCGACAGUCACUCCGACUAUGUAUGCGCCGUCACCUCUGCAGCCUCCUCCCCCUCCACCAAACCAGAUUACACCACCUCCUUGGUCUCGAUGGGGAACCAUGACCACUCCCUCGAUGCCUCCGCAAACCCAAAGAAGAGCGAAUAACGGAGAUCGUUCUCGGGGAGGAACUCCUCAGCCAUCUAGCUCGAGGAAGCGCAAGCACGUCGAUGGCGAUGAUAAUACAAGAUCGAGAUCUUCGUCGUCUGCAUCCGGUGCAAACAAGCGACGUGCUACCCAGGGCUCAAGCCCUUCGGGAGCCAAUGGUACGAUGGCUGCAGUCCCUCCGACGGGACCCAUCCCAAUUGCAGCUUCUGGGCCAGCACCUGCGGUCGUUGCCACUGGUCCUUCUCAAGCUGCACCGCCUCCCCUAGCUGCUGAAGACCCUGUACCCUAUCCCCCUCCGAGUUCCUCGAGCUCGUCGAUGCCGCCGCCACCGUCAGUCACUAAGCCUUCACCAUCAGCUGGACCCAGUCGGCUCCCAUGGAACCCUUUGUCGAAUGGUAGUUCCCCGCCUCUGCAAUCCUCACCUCCAGUGAAGAUUGCGACGCCGCCUGGCACAGCUGGACCCAGUCGGGUAUGGAAUCCCAUGCUGGCAAACGGUGGUUCUCCAUCUGUAGCAGCUUCGAACCCACCUGGCAAGUUGCCGUCUCAGUCGCCUUCGACAUCCACGCUUGCACUCCCGAAAUCGCCUGUCUCCCCACCCAAUCGACCAGCCCAGACGCUAUCCCCUUCUCUCGCCAUGAUCGUAUCUCCCACUAACGAAGCACCUCAGCCGCAGACAUCACCGCGAGUGGCGUACAUCCCACCGGCAGUGAGGAACGGAAUGACGAAUGGUUCUCCUACCCUUCCCCCGGUGAACACUCUCGUUUCCGGUGACGCUGCUUCUCGAUAA